AAAAAAUAUAGUUUGAGUUAAAUUUGCGUAUAUUUAUGCCCUUUAUUUUUUGGCUUAAAAUAUACAUGUCCCUAAUUUCCCUCUCUUGUGUUCAACGCUCAAAGAACCAACUCCAUCUUAAGAUAUUGGUCUUAGUGUGUUUGUGGCUUGCAUGGAAGAAAUCAAACCUUGAUAUAUAUCAUCCUUCCAAAAUCUUAUAAGCCAUGGAGUUGAAGAACCAAAAAUCAAGAUAUAAGAGGUUAAGCAAUUGGUUCACCACCAAACAAAAGGAAAAUAAGCCAUCAUUAAGUUUGUAUGAAAUUGAAGAUAUAGUUGAAGAUGAAAGUGAUGAAUAUGGGGAACUUGAUUCUUGCAUUUCAACAAAUAAGCUAAGGAUAUUUGUUGGUACUUGGAAUGUUGCUGGAAGAUCUCCUGUGGGAAGCUUAGCUGUUGAUUUGGAUGAGUGGUUAAAUCUCAAGAAUUCUGCAGAUAUAUAUGUUCUCGGGUUUCAAGAGAUAGUACCUUUGAAGACCUCAACAGUAAUAGGGGCAGAAGAUCCAUCAGUGGCAACAAAUUGGAAUAAUCUUAUAGGAAAAACCCUAAACAACAAAUUUGAUUUCCCAUGGUUAACACCUAUGUUAAAUUCAUCCUUACCAAAUGAUCAAGAAAAUUAUCAAAACAUUGGAGGAAAUGAAACCAACAAAAAUAAGUACAAGAUGGUAGCUAGUAAAAAAAUGGUUGGAGUAUUCAUAAGUGUAUGGUUAAAAGAACAAGUGUUGGAAAAAUAUUGUGUUUCAAAUGUGAGAGUUUGUUCAGUUGCAUGUGGUGUUAUGGGAUAUUUAGGAAACAAAGGUUGUGUUGGAGUUAGUAUGUUGAUUGAAGGAACAAGUUUUUGUUUUGUUGUUGCACAUUUAGCUUCGGGGGAAAAGAAAGGUGAUGAAGGUAGAAGGAAUCAUCAAGUUGAAGAAAUUUUUAGAAGAACAUCUUUUCCUAGGACCACAAAACAUCAUCAACAUUAUCCUCUAACAAUCUUAGGCCACGAUCGUAUAUUUUGGUUUGGGGAUCUCAACUAUAGACUAUACUUGAAAGACCAUCUUGCUAGGCAUCUAAUUAGAAAACAAGAUUGGAAGGCUUUGCAAGAGUUUGAUCAACUUCAAAAAGAGUUAGCAGAAGGUGGAGUUUUUGAGGGUUGGAAAGAAGGAAACGUUGAAUUUGCCCCAACAUAUAAAUACUCAUCUUCCACUAGCAAUAUCUAUUGUGGUGGUGGCCUUCCAACUAGGUCAGGAGAAAAGCAAAGAACACCAGCAUGGUGUGAUAGAAUUCUAUGGUAUGGUAAAGGAGUAGAACAACUUUACUAUAUUAGAAGUGAAAGCAAGUUCUCUGAUCAUCGUCCAGUUUCAGCACUUUUCUCUACACAUAUUGAAAUCAAAUCAUCCAGCAAAGAACUUGUGGAAAUGCAUAAUAUCCCUCCAACAAUUUUGCAAUCCAAUCAUGGGGUGAACAAAGGAGAAGAAGAUGAAAAUUUUACCUCACUUUCAAUGUUAAUGAAGAAUGUAAAAGGCUGCUAAUAAUUAAAGAUGAUAUAUGUGUUUAGUCAUGUUAUAUGGUCAUUAGAAAAAUGACAAAAAAAAUUGGUUUCCUAAAAUCCAACAAAUUUUGUUUGGAGAUCUAAAUUUUAGAAAGGUUAAGAUUUGACUGUAGAAUUUGGUAAAUACAAUUGUUGUGGAGACUGAAGAUGGAUUUUGUAAUAUUAUUGUAAAUUAUACAAAUGCUUGUCAUUCAAAAUAUAUCUUAAUUCAAAAUAUGUAAGAAACUAUGUAAAUUAUACUAAGAAAGAA
This is a messenger RNA of Medicago truncatula (barrel medic), 1817 nucleotides long. RefSeq names its product type IV inositol polyphosphate 5-phosphatase 7. Gene Ontology annotation, molecular function: inositol-polyphosphate 5-phosphatase activity; phosphatidylinositol-3,4,5-trisphosphate 5-phosphatase activity; phosphatidylinositol-4,5-bisphosphate 5-phosphatase activity. The record is from RefSeq and is a predicted model, not a curated record. Gene Ontology annotation, biological process: phosphatidylinositol dephosphorylation. Bases 204 to 1547 code for a protein of 447 amino acids. Lineage: Eukaryota; Viridiplantae; Streptophyta; Magnoliopsida; Fabales; Fabaceae. The transcript has 9 exons.